UUACAUAAUAUUUUUUUAGAAAGUUGACAAUAAUAAGAUCAAAUUAUUUAUAAAUGUUCUAUUUUAUUGUAAAAUUUAUCUUUUAUAUUUUUAUUAUUUUUUAGUUCAAACACUUAAUCUUUAAAAUUGUAUUGUAUUUAUUAUUAAAAUGGAUAAAAGAUUAAUGAAUGUAAGCCUUUUAGGCUUGUCAUUUAUGCUCGUUUUUACCGCAUUUCAAACAAUGGGUAAUAUUGAAAAAACUAUACUGGCAAGUAUACAAAAUGACUAUCCAACAUUCACCGGAGAUGGAUACACUAGUUUGUCAAUUAUUUAUGUAGUGUUUGCAUUGUCUAAUUGGGUAUCACCAACUAUCAUAAGUUAUGCAGGAUCCAGAAUGUCAAUGUUUGUUGGAGCUUGUUGUUAUACCUUAUUUUUAAUUUCUUUCCUUUGGCCUUCAACAGUGUUACUUUAUUUAAUGUCGGUAUUAAUUGGAUUUGGAGCUUCAAUUAUUUGGACAGGACAAGGAACAUAUCUAACUUUAAAUUCAGAUUCAACAACCAUGUCUAGAAAUUCUGGUAUAUUUUGGGCACUAUUACAAAUGAGCAUGUUUUUAGGAAAUACAUUUGUAUUUUUUGUUCUUCAUGAUAAAUCUCAUGUAGAUGAAUCAACUAGAACACUUUUAUUUACGGUUUUGUCUGUAGUUUGUUUUUUGGGAACAUUACUGUUUUUACUUUUACGAUCUCCAGUUAGUUCUGAAGGGACUGAGAAUGAACAAGGAAUACCUCUGAGCAUAAUAAAUGAAUUAAAAAAUUCUGUUGCUCUUUUUUUAACUGAAGAUAUGUGCUUAUUAAAUAUGUCAUUCUUCUUUACGGGGUUACAUCUAUCAUUUUAUAGUGGAGUAUACAGUUCAAGUAUUGGAUUUACAAAAAAAAUUGGUCCUAAUAGUAAACAAUUGGUUGGAUUAUCUGGUAUCCUUAUUGGUGUUGGAGAAAUUAUUGGUGGUUUUCUAUUCAGUAUUUUAGGUAAAAAGACUACUACUACUACUGAAGUAGAAUCUAAAGGGUUUAGUCAUUCUGCUGUUGUUGCACUUGGAUUUAUUGUAAAUAUAGUAGCAUAUGGAUUAAUUUUUAUUAAUUUACCGGAUGAUUCUCCAUUUCAAGAUACUGACACAAUAUCUUUUAUUCAGCCAAAUCAAUAUAUAGCAAUAUUCUGCAGUUUUCUUUUGGGUUUUGGAGACAGUUGUUUUAAUACUCAAAUAUAUAAUGUAAUUGGUAAAAAAUAUUCUGAAAAUAGUGCACCAGCUAUGGCAUUAUUUAAAUUUAUGCAGUCUAUUGCUGCUGCUUUAAGUUUUUUCUAUAGUAAUCUCUUUGGUAUGUAUGUUCAAUUAACAUUAUUAAUGAUUACUUUGAUUAUGGGUACAUUGUCUUUCUUCAAAGUGGACAAGUCUCUAGAAAAUCGGUAUAAAGAAUAUUAAAAUUACAAAUGAUUCAACUUAAAUGAACUUGAUCAAAAAUCAUUCUUCUGUGCAAUAUAGGACAAUAAUUUAUAUCAUAUAUCUUUUCAGUUGUUGAAUUUUUUUUAUUCCUAAAUAUGUGAUAAAUAAAAUUAUAUGUAUUUAAUUUGUGUCAUAAUUUAUAUAUUAUAUUGUGCUAACAGAAAUUAUAAAUAUAUUUAAAAUUAUAUUUUUAUUUAUGAAUAAUUUAUAAUUUAUAUAGUAAAUACAUGAGGAGUAAAUUAGUUAAUUAUUUAGUUUUAUUAAGCCAACUAAAUUGAAUUAAAAAAACAUAUAUAUAAAAAUACAUUAUAAAAAUUAAAUUGUUUGUAAAAAAAUUUGGUAAACACAUUUUUAUAUAAUUCACAACACUAUGUUCUUCAUUUUUAAAUGUCUUAUUAAAUAUAUGAGAAAGAUAAGAAAUUGUGAAAACUUUUUGUCUCUCAUUUUUUUCAUUAUUUGUGUUCAACUUAUUCUAAUGUUCCAUCUCAAUAAUAUGAAACAAUAUCAUACUAUAUGCAAUUUUGACUAUAAUCAUCCGUUUUCAAGCUAAUAACAAGAUCACACAUUCAAUGUCAUGCUGCAUCUUAAAAAAUAUUUUGUAAUACAUGAUCUAUCAAAGUAUAGACUUCCUAUAUGAAUUAAAGCAUGUAUAACUUUUUUGUGUUAAUGAUUUAAAUGUUGUUUCAAACAAUUUUUUUUAAUAAAAUCUGCAUUAUCUGGCUAAAAAUAGUAAAUUGAUUUUAAUUAUAAUUAUUAGCUUUUAAU
Messenger RNA from Daktulosphaira vitifoliae (grape phylloxera), 2239 nucleotides. RefSeq names its product UNC93-like protein MFSD11. NCBI's taxonomy places the organism in Eukaryota, Metazoa, Arthropoda, Insecta, Hemiptera, Phylloxeridae. The transcript has 9 exons. The record is from RefSeq and is a predicted model, not a curated record. The coding region runs from base 149 to 1453 and encodes 434 amino acids.